AUAUAAGUUGUUGUUAGAAGAAGAGUAAACCCUAGUUUUCAUUCCACUUUGUGUUCUGCGGUCGUUGUUCUUGUUCUUUCAAACACCAGGAUUUUUUCCUUUCCUUCAAAUCAAACAUCAUCCAAAAACCCACCAAUUACAAAUCACAAAUCAACACCCUUAAAGUCAAAGCUGAAGGUUCUAAGUAUCUCUGUAUAUUAUAACAUCAAGAAGCUGCAAUUCUCAUUUAUUAUACUCCAUGGACGAGGAAACUGAAGUUGCAGCUACGGAGUGCGCAGUUGGAGUUGGAGCUACGAAGGGCGCAGUUGGAGUUGGAUCUACGGAGGGGGUGAUUGAAGCCAAAGCUAACCCUGAAUCUACUCAACAAGCAGCUGCUGAGCUCCCCCCUUUUCCCACUACUAGGUGUAAGAGACCUAAUGCCAAUGGUAAUAGGAGAACCUCUUCCGUUUGGCUUGAUUUUAAUCCAUUACCCAAUGAACGAGAACCUACAACCGCUUGUAAACACUGCCAUAAAAGAUAUCGUUGUGAUUCUAAAUUAAAUGGGAAGUCCAGCAUGUUAGCACACUGUAGAGUCUACCUUAAGAAAUCAGAGAACAUGCUAAAUGACCCUAGGCAAACAAAUCUUAUAAAUGGGAAGGGUGGUUUUCUACUACUAGGUGUAAGAGACCUAAUGCCAAUGGUAAUAGGAGAACCUCUCCCGUUUGGCUUGAUUUUAAUCCAUUACCCAAUGAAUGAGAACCUACAACCGCUUGUAAACACUGCCAUAAAAGAUAUCGUUGUGAUUCUAAAUUAAAUGGGAAGUCCAGCAUGUUAGCACACUGUAGAGUCUACCUUAAGAAACCAGAGAACAUGCUAAAUGACCCUAGGCAAACAAAUCUUAUAAAUGGGAAGGGUGAUUUUCUAGUUUCAGUUAGCCAAAGGUACAAUGCAAAAGAUUGUAGGGAUUUUAUUUAUGUAAUACUAAUUAAGAGUAAUUUAAUGUCAUGCAGGAAUGACUUUUUUGGAUAUUUUGGAGUCAAAUAUGACUCAAUACUAAUGCACAACACAUGCAUAUGCUUUUGAAUGAUAUGGAAUGUAACAUGCUUCAUUUUCUUAGCUCCAUGAUGAUUGUGGAGUGUGGACAUGGUUUGAUGUUGAUGGAACUGUUUCAGCCGCUUGUUAAACUGGUUAAUACUUAAUUAUUGGUAAGCAACUGUAUGUGGAACUGAGCUGCUUGUUUAUAUUAUUAUCAAUUCUUACAAAAUUUGCUUGUGGACCUGAUUGUAUAUAUUCUUAAGACAAUACAAUCAAGUUAAAAAUUAAUUAAUAAACUGUAUGAUCAACAUUAAGAACAUAAUAGUAAACUAUAAGUUAGUUUAUGUAAUUGUUUCAACAAACACUUGUUGUAAUUGUUUUACUCAAAUAUUGGAUGCUGUAAUAUAUUAUAAUACUUAUACUGUUGAUAUUGUUGGACAACUGUAAUAUUUACUAAUAUUGGCUGUGUUGUGCAAGUUUGUUGUUAGUCAAUGCAAACAAGUUAAUAUAAUUUAUAUUUUGAACAAGUUUA
Molecule: messenger RNA, 1546 nt
Organism: Medicago truncatula (barrel medic)
Lineage: Eukaryota; Viridiplantae; Streptophyta; Magnoliopsida; Fabales; Fabaceae
Exons: 4
Coding region: 239-793 (184 amino acids)
Source: RefSeq, a predicted model, not a curated record